AUGGCGCGCGACUUUCCAAAACGCAGCCACUCUGGGAUCGGCUCCACGGUCCCCCAGUUCCAGGUUCCGGAUUAUGUUCCAUGGCAGCGGUCCAAACAGAGAGCCAAACCAUCUACUCUGCCUCCAAUCCCACAGACUGUGGGCACUAAGAAAAGCAAAAGGAAGACCCGGUCUACCGUCCAGCCAGGGUGGCAAUCCAAGCCUACCUUGUGGAUGACAAGCCAGCCGAGGAAUCCAGUAGAGCUGCGCAGAGGAAAGCUGGACUCUGGGAAGACACAGGCCACAAUCCGACUAAUGAGGACAAUGCUCCAGAACCGGCGAACCUCGUACCAGGAGCUCUGCGACCACGAGGACUUCCUCACCAAGCUCUCUGGGGAACUGAUCAAGACCAUCCAGGACACAGAGGACGGCGUGGCCCUGAACGUGCGCAUGUUGCUGCAGCAGCAGGACGUCCACACGACCAUCACUGACAUCUUGGAGUACUCCAACAAGAAGAAGCUGCACCAGAUGAAGUGUGAGCUCCAGGAAUGGGAGGAGAAGGAGGAAUCGAAGAUCCACAACCUAGAGCAGCAGGUGGAGCAGCUGGAUGCCCAGAUCAAGAAGGUCCGUGAGCAGGUGAGCUUCGUGAGCACAUACAAGGACCACGAGUACCCCAUCAAGUUGGUACAGGUGGCCAACCUCGUGCGCCAGCUGCAGCAGGUGAAGGACAGCCAGUUGGACGAGCUAGAUGAACUCAGUGAGAUGUGCAGAAUGGUCCUGGCGUCUAUGUCCAACCAGAUUCAGAAUAAGAAAAAAAACCUUCUGAGGUCUUUGGUGGUGAAAAUCCAGCGUGCCAACCAGGAGACUCUCCUGCAGAAGACCUGGAAUACCCAGGUUAUACUGAAAUACAUGGACAAGUUCCGAGAAUUUAUAGACCGUUUUGAGGAGGAAAUACCCAGAUUAAGGGCUGAGAUGGAACAGCUGGAAUUUCAGAUCUGGGAACCCCGAGAGAUCGUGUUUGCGGACGUUCUACUUCGGAGAUCCAAGUGCACCCCCGACAUGGACGUCGUCCUCAACAUCCCUGUGGAAGAGCCGCUGCCCUUCUAGAUGGCGGGGCUGGGGGCCAACCCUCCUUCCCCGGUCUCUUCCCCCUCCCUGGAGCCUUGAGUUCUCCCCUAAG
Molecule: messenger RNA, 1159 nt
Organism: Budorcas taxicolor (takin)
Lineage: Eukaryota; Metazoa; Chordata; Mammalia; Artiodactyla; Bovidae
Gene: C13H20orf96
Product: chromosome 13 C20orf96 homolog
Exons: 11
Coding region: 1-1086 (361 amino acids)
Source: RefSeq, a predicted model, not a curated record